CUUAACGCAGGUCUCAUCGUCACAACAGCAUUGAUGAUAUGGAAAGGAUUAGUUUUGUUCACAGGCAGUGAAUCUCCGGUGGUUGUUGUAUUGAGUGGGAGCAUGGAGCCAGCUUUCUACCGCGGGGACAUCCUGUUCCUGAACAUGGGCCGGAAGCCAUUCAGAGCUGGGGAGGUGGUGGUGUUUAACAUCAAUGGUCGAGAUAUCCCCAUUGUGCAUCGCAUCAUCAAAGUGCACGAAAAGGAGGCUGGGACAAAAACUAACGAGGAUGUCCUCAUCCUCACAAAGGGUGACAAUAACUGGGGGGAUGACAGGGCCCUUUACAACCCGGGGCAGAAGUGGCUAAAUAGAGACCAUCUCAUGGGCCGGGUAGUAGGGUUCUUGCCAUACAUUGGUCAGGCGACCAUCAUCAUGAAUGACUACCCGUAUGUCAAGUACUUGUUGAUCGGCAUCCUGGGGAUUUUUGUCAUCACCAGCAAAGAGUGA
Molecule: messenger RNA, 486 nt
Organism: Coccomyxa subellipsoidea C-169
Lineage: Eukaryota; Viridiplantae; Chlorophyta; Trebouxiophyceae; Coccomyxaceae
Product: signal peptidase complex I
Exons: 4
Cellular component (GO): membrane; signal peptidase complex
Molecular function (GO): serine-type endopeptidase activity
Source: RefSeq, a predicted model, not a curated record